CAAAGAUCUUUUUGGAUGUAGCAUGUUCAUAAUCAGAGAACAUUAAAACAUCUUUGACCUGACUGUCUAAAAAAAGAUGCAUACAUCAAAUAAAGUUUGACAGUCAGGUGGAUGAUUUCGUCUGUCCAACAGUUCGUUGAGAUCUAACUUCUUUUUUGUUUUACAGGAUAAAACAGUUUGCAUCUUUCAUCACAUGUACCAGCAACAUGUGUCUGUUGAGUGUUUGCAUCUUUGCCAUCUUCAUGCUCUCUCUCCCUCAAUCCACAAAUCCGUCGUGCAUCCAGGGGACACCCGAACAGUGCAAGGAUGCAGAGUUUGCUCCGGGUACUAAUUUGGCCGGGGAAGGCUUCGACAUCACCACCAUGGAACGUAAGCAGGCCUACGUGAUCGAUGUGAGUCAGUGGGAACACAAGGACAAGACAUGCACCCUGUGUAAGAACACCUUUCUGGGGAACAAACUGCAAAAGCUUCCCCUGUCAGUGGUCGACUGGAGAGCAAAGCAGACCUGCAACAACAAGGUGACCAGUUCUCUCCACCAAUCCAGUGAGUCUCUGGUCAGCUCCAUCACCUCCUCUAUUGAAAACAACUGGAAGGUCAAUCUGGAUUUUAAAACGGUUGAUAAAAGCGCCUCACUGAUGCUCGCUGGUACCCAUUCUAAACUGGCUGACUACUCCAUGAAAAAAACCAAGAAUGACAAAUUCAGCUUCACAAGCCAGAGCACGGGGUGUGAGUACUACAGCUACAGAGUGACCGGCACACCCGAGCUGCACAGAGAGUUUAACAAAGCAGUGAAGGAUCUCCCAAAUAUCUACGACAGUGACCACAAACAACAGUUCUACUCACUGAUUGACAACUUUGGCACCCAUUACAUCACCAAGGUGAAACUAGGAGGGAGUGUUCAAUCUGUGACAAGCAUCAAGGAUUGCCUGGCCAGCCUUCAGGGCCUCAGUGUGGAGGAGGUGCAGAUGUGCCUGGAUGUUGAGGCAUCAGCAACCUACCAUGCUACGAUAUCAGCCCAGACAAAGCACUGCAACAAAGACAUUGACAAGACGGACAGUAAGCCGGCCUUCUCCAGCAUGUUCAAUGACAGGUUCACAGAAAUAAAGGGGGGGCAUACGACAGAGCCAGACCUACUCUUCUCUGCUGAAAAAGAUCCGUUUGCCUACAAGGAAUGGCUCAACACAUUACCACAGAAUCCAGACAUAAUCUCAUAUUCCCUCAAUUCUCUUCACGUGUUACUGCCCAUUAAAGAUCCCAUGAGGAAGAACCUGCGCUCCGCCAUCAGCCACUACAUCCUGGAGAAAGGCUUGAUGAAGAACUGCAGUAAGCGUUGUCAGGCUGGCAUCAAGAGUGACCCCAGAGAUUCCUGUGUCUGCCAAUGCCACAAUGAUCCAGCCGUGAACCAAGACUGCUGCCCGACCCGCAGAGGCAUGGCACGAGUCAUCCUAACGGUGCAACGGGCUACAGGUCUUAAGGGGGAUCGCAUCACAGCAACAGAUGGCUACGUGAAAGUGUUUUUCAACAAAGUGAUGGUCCAGCGUUCUCCUGUCAUUAUGAACAACAACAACCCACGCUGGGCCAUGAUUGUGGACCUCGGCAGUCAGGAUUUGUCAUCAGGUAAGGUAGUGAGAUUUGAAGUGUGGGAUGAGGACACCUGGAAUGAUGAUCUGUUGGGACAGUGUGAUCAAGUUCUCUCUGCUGGAGUCAAGGAGGACCUCUGCAACCUGAACCACGGGCAGCUCUUCUUUAAAUUGGAUGUUGCAUGUGCUCCGAGUCUGGGUGGAAAGUCAUGCACGGACUACAAACCUUCACCCAUGAGUGAAAACUUGAAGAGGCUGUACGUGUCCCGUCACGCUCACCCUAUUCCAAAGGCUGUCCUGUUGAAGAUGGGUGUGUUUGUGGACAAAACGAGCUCACAGGGAAACCAGAGUCUUAGUGCAGGGCCAAAGGUUGAUGUGAUGUAACCAAAGUCUGGCUUUAAUGAUGCUUCUAUUCGAGAGGUUAAUGCAGCUGAAUGCAUUAUUUCCACGUGUUAAAUCUUUGAUAUCUCUACCUAUAAUGUUGUCUUCUUUCUCACUUGCUUUAACCACUUUAUCUUAGUGUUGAAUGGCUUCUAUAAUGACAAUUAAAAUGUAUGAUUUUGUGCGUUUUAUAUUUAGCCACAUUAUCAUUUUACAAAAAAAUGAAUGUCUUAAUGUUUGGUUUGAAUAUGCAGUUUUACAGAAUAUUGCCAUCAUAUUAUAACCUUUGGCUUAGUCAAUCCUGAAUUUCUCGUCUACUUGCACUGUCUUUUUAAGUAUCCUUGAUACUGAUAUAAAAAUACAACUCU
Notolabrus celidotus (New Zealand spotty) is the source of this 2329-nucleotide messenger RNA. Its product is annotated as perforin-1-like. NCBI's taxonomy places the organism in Eukaryota, Metazoa, Chordata, Actinopteri, Labriformes, Labridae. The transcript has 4 exons. Bases 207 to 1964 code for a protein of 585 amino acids. Gene Ontology annotation, molecular function: pore-forming activity; calcium ion binding. Gene Ontology annotation, biological process: leukocyte mediated cytotoxicity. The record is from RefSeq and is a predicted model, not a curated record.